Messenger RNA from Thlaspi arvense, 564 nucleotides. The record is from the annotation of a GenBank genome assembly. NCBI's taxonomy places the organism in Eukaryota, Viridiplantae, Streptophyta, Magnoliopsida, Brassicales, Brassicaceae.
AUGCACCUCGACCUCAGCAACAACCGGCUCUCCGGCGAAAUCCCCGCGGAUCUCGGCAAGCUCUCCAUGAUGAGUCGAGCCUUGCUGAGUCGGAACCAACUCACUGGGCCAAUCCCGAGUUCAGUCGCCAACAUUUACCGACUGGCCGACCUAGAUCUCUCGAUGAACAAAAUAUCUGGCCCAAUCCCCGCACAACUCGGCAAAAUGCCGGUCCUGUCAACUCUGAAGCUAGACAGCAACCAAAUCUCCGGCACAAUUCCGGCGAGUUUGCUGGGCGAUAGCGGCCUAAAUAUUCUAAAUCUGAGCCGAAACUCUCUCGAGGGCUACAUACCCGACGUUUUCGGCCCGAAAACGUACUUCGCGGCACUUGAUUUGUCUUACAACAAUUUGAAAGGUUCGGUUCCGAAAUCGAUAUCCUCGGCACGGUACAUAGGGCACAUGGAUCUGAGCCACAACCACCUCUGCGGGCGGAUUCCGGACAGCGCGGCGUUCGACCACCUCGAUGCGUCGUCGUUCAUAGCGAACGAUUGCCUCUGCGGGUGGCCGCUGCAAACGACCUGUUAG